This is a messenger RNA of Triticum turgidum subsp. durum (durum wheat), 456 nucleotides long. Lineage: Eukaryota; Viridiplantae; Streptophyta; Magnoliopsida; Poales; Poaceae. The record is from the annotation of a GenBank genome assembly.
AUGCCCCGCACCGAUCCUGGCCUCCCCUGCAUCGCGCCGCUGCCCCUUGCCCAAGGAUCCCCGCCGCCCGUCCCUGGACCUGCCUUGUCUCGAUGGCUCCGGCCAUCCGCAUUGAAUCUCUGGCACUCCAGCGGUCCAGCCAAACCUCACCGCCACCUACCUCCAGCGACGCGUCGGAUUGAGACCUCCUGCACGCCUUGCGGUGGCGCUGCCUCUGCCACACCCAUCGCGAACGAACACCAUGGCCUCGAGGUCCAGCGUCUCAUCGAAGGCACCCGCUGGCGAGAGGUCGGCUCCCCUGCAUCAUGCCGCCGCCCCUUGCCCAAGGAUCAGUGCGCCAGUCGGCAGAGCUGGGCAGUGUUUGGGGUGGGAGAGGGAGGUGUUAGUGGGGGCGCCAACGGCAGGUCAUGCGACGACGGCGGCGCGGGUGCAGCGACAGUAGGAUGGGGAAAGUGA